Molecule: messenger RNA, 1026 nt
Organism: Nannizzia gypsea CBS 118893
Lineage: Eukaryota; Fungi; Ascomycota; Eurotiomycetes; Onygenales; Arthrodermataceae
Product: DUF410 domain-containing protein
Exons: 4
Coding region: 1-1026 (341 amino acids)
Biological process (GO): protein insertion into ER membrane
Cellular component (GO): cytosol; TRC complex
Molecular function (GO): protein binding
Source: RefSeq, a predicted model, not a curated record
AUGACCUCUCGAAUCGAGAAAACCAUUGCCCGGCAGCAAGAGAAGAUCGCCUCCGGAGCAUACUAUGAAUCCCACCAGCAGCUCCGUGUAAUCGCAGCACGGUAUAUAAAACAGUCCAACUACGAUGCAGCCGCAAAUAUACUAUCCGAGGGGGCGAAGGCACUGCUACAAGCUGGAGCUCAGCAGGGCGCAUCCGCAAGUGGUGGUGACCUAGCAAUCAUGCUAGUACUGGAAGUUUACAACAAGGCGGGGUGGGAGGUGGCCGAUGACGAAACCGGAAAAGAGAGAAAACAACGACUCGUUGAAUUACUUCAGGAAUUCCCACCGGAGGAGCCAACUAGAAAGAGAUAUAUAAACGAAAUUAUCUCGUGGAGCUCAAAAUUCGGGGACCUAGAAAGGGGCGACCCGGAGUUACAUCACGCUAUUGGAUCUGUCUAUGCACAAGACAAUGAACCAUAUGACGCCGAGAAACAUCUCGCUUUUGGGACUGUUGAAUCCGCCGAAACUCUCGCAAACCUAGAGUAUAAGUGGUACACAUAUGACGCACAGCACACAGCCGGAAUAUACUGCUGUCGUGCCGUCUUCCCGUAUCUUCUCACUGGUAACAUUCUCAACGCGAAUAAGGCUUUCCUAGUAUUUACCCGACUCCUAUCCACAUCGGAGUCUGGUAAAGCUCUUGGCGUACAGGAAGUAAGCAGUAAGCAGAAUGAUGUUCGUGUAUACCCAUCAUUACCUCUGCUUAACUUCACAAACCUACUCCUACUCGCUAUCCAGCGUGGUACUCCGGAUCUAUUCAGACAGCUUCUCAAGCAAUAUCAGUCACAUAUUCAAGAGGCUGGUGAGUGGGAUCAUGCUCUGGCCCACAUCGGAGAGUUAUAUUUCGGUAUAAAGAUACCGAAACAGUCAAACCCAUUGAUGGAUAUGAUGGGCAUGUUUUUUGGAGGGCCAUCCGGCCAGUCGAAAUCCACCCAGCAACCCAAGGCCUCUAAGAGGGUGGAGGCUCCCCCGUCACUUGACCUAGAUUAG